AUGAUGUUCACCCGCCUCGCCGUCGCCGUCGGUCUCUCCGCCACCCUUGCGGCCGCCAUGCCCGGAGGUGAGCCCACCAAGACGGUGACCGUCACCGCGACCCCGCCCGCCUCGACGGGCUCGACGUGCUCCACCGGGGACGUCCAGUGCUGCAACUCCCUCGAGUCGGCCGACUCGCCCUCGGGCUCGCUCCUCCUCGGCCUCCUCGGCAUCGUCGUCCAGGGCGUCGACGUCGUCCUCGGCAUCAACUGCUCCCCGAUCUCCGUCAUCGGCGUCGGCGGCGGCAACUGCAACUCGAACGUCGUCUGCUGCCAGAACAACAACGUCGUGCGGCGGCUCAUCUCCAUCGGCUGCGUCCCCAUCAUCCUCUAA
Messenger RNA from Epithele typhae, 372 nucleotides. RefSeq names its product fungal hydrophobin. The coding region runs from base 1 to 372 and encodes 123 amino acids. The record is from RefSeq and is a predicted model, not a curated record. Gene Ontology annotation, cellular component: fungal-type cell wall. Gene Ontology annotation, molecular function: structural constituent of cell wall. The transcript is spliced from 3 exons. Lineage: Eukaryota; Fungi; Basidiomycota; Agaricomycetes; Polyporales; Epitheliaceae.